This is a messenger RNA of Fonsecaea multimorphosa CBS 102226, 732 nucleotides long. RefSeq lists its product as uncharacterized. Bases 1 to 732 code for a protein of 243 amino acids. The record is from RefSeq and is a predicted model, not a curated record. The transcript has 2 exons. Lineage: Eukaryota; Fungi; Ascomycota; Eurotiomycetes; Chaetothyriales; Herpotrichiellaceae.
AUGCGUACCUCGACGGAAAAUGGUCACUUCUGUAUUGUUCCUCCGAAGGACGUUGACGGACAGUGGACCUCUGCUCGUCUGCAUGGCAACCACAGUUUUCAGUGCGACAACAACGGCAAGAUGAUCUUUGCCGCCAACAUCAAGAUGGGCCAGAACCCGCGUCGGCGGCAGCAGGGGAUUUGGCCUGCUUGGGCGUUGGGCCAGUCGAUCCGUCGUGGUGAAAAUUGGCCAAAAUGCGGUGACUGGGAUAUCAUGGAGCUCAGCAACGGGUCUUCGACAAAUCAAGCUAAGCUUACUGCCCCGAGCUUUGUUGGAAUAGGGCGGCAGGCCAUUCAAUGGCGGAACCUCUCUAACAAGAUGGCAACACACACAGGCUCAAUCCACCAUACCGAUCGAAUGGGCAACCACGCCGAAUCUCACGGAACUGUAGACUUUGAUCGCAAACAGUAUCACACCUUUACCCUGCUCAUCGAUUUCAGCGAUGAUGAUUAUAGCAAACAGUCGAUCAAAUUCCAGCUGGACAACAAACCUUACCACGCUGUCCAAGGAGAUGACUCGAGUGAUGAGAAAGACAGGCGAAACUGGGAGAGACUUGCCCGAAGCGCUUUCUUCCCAAUCCUGAACGUCGCUGUGGGGAGCGAUCUUCCAGGAGAUCCUGACGAGAAGACACUGCCUGGUCUGGAGAGUGGCAUGACGAUUCGGUGGGUGGCAGUGUACAAGUCACGGUAUUGA